This is a messenger RNA of Fusarium tjaetaba, 2907 nucleotides long. RefSeq names its product pathway-specific regulatory nit-4. The transcript is spliced from 8 exons. The record is from RefSeq and is a predicted model, not a curated record. Gene Ontology annotation, molecular function: zinc ion binding; DNA binding; catalytic activity. Bases 1 to 2907 code for a protein of 968 amino acids. NCBI's taxonomy places the organism in Eukaryota, Fungi, Ascomycota, Sordariomycetes, Hypocreales, Nectriaceae. Gene Ontology annotation, biological process: DNA-templated transcription.
AUGACAGAAAUGACACUAACGUAUGUGGACAGACGACAUACAAAUGCAUAUAUCAACGCGUUGGAAGCGCGCGUCGCAAGCUUGGAGAAACAACUCGCCCAGCGCAAUGGUGACCCUGGGACACCAGACUCUGCAAAGGGCAGCAGUAACUGUGACCAUGAGGAGGUGGCCUUCGUAAGCAGUACCCAAGCUUCUCAACCGGACCCAAAUAGUACCACAAGCGAAGAAGACAUGGAUGAUCUCGCGAAUGCCCUCGGCUGCUUCACUCUUGGUGAGAUUGGAGAGUUGCGCUAUUUUGGUGCAUCCAGCAAUUUUUCCAUCAUCCACAACCACGCUAUCAAGGUUCCAUCAUCGAUUCAGGCCAGAAAUCGCGGCAUAGAGGCCGCCAACAACAUGCCUGACUUCAUCACACCUUCUGAUGAGAUGCGCGACCACCUACUGGAGAUCUUCUGGCGAUGGCAGAACUCUUGGCAGUAUAUCGUCCCAAGAGAGCUCUUCGUCCGGGAUUUGUACAUCGAGAAGAAUGGCCGAUACUGCACGCCUUCGCUCAUGGCGGCUAUUUUGGCCAUGUCGUCGCGGUAUUCUCCGAGAUUAGAGCUUCGAACUGACCCCGAUGACGCCAACACGGCUGGUGAAGCAUUUGCCGCUCAAGCCAAGACCAUGCUUCAUUACGAAUGCGAAGCUCCAACGACAUCUACAGUUCAAGCAACAGCACUUCUGGGCCUGUACUGGGCGACUAUUGACAAUGAGGGUCUCGGAUUCAUGUAUAUUGGUAUGGCGACAAGAAUGGCCAUGAACUUGGGCCUUCAUUGCGACUGUUCGCCAUACGCUUCCAAAGGCUUGGUAUCCGAUGAUGAUGUAGAAGCUAGGAACGUCACUUUCUGGGGUGUAUAUGUCUUAGACAAAUUCUAUUGUCUUGGCAUGGGUCGGCCAGCGAGUAUCCAAGAGUACAACAUCACAACGACCAAACCAAAAGGACUGGUCCAACAUAGCCCACUCUUAUCUGACUUACAGUAUGGAAUCUCCGCUCCAUUUCCGACUAGCCACAUUCUGGAGAAUUCGAUGUAUACUUGUGAGCUUCUGCUCGCUACCUCUGAGGUCAUCGACCAACUAUAUGCCCAGAGAUACGCGUGGACUGACAAAGAAAGAGAAGAUCGAGUUAUGAAAGCUCAUCUACAAGCUGUCGGGCUCUUUGACCGGUUGCCGAAGAGUUUGAAAAUCUCAAGUUCCAGUCUUCAAUGUUCUCCACCAUAUGUCUAUCAGUUUCAUUUGCAAUAUCACCAUGCAAUACUAUUGCUGCACCGACCAUUCUUUCAACUUCUCAACCCUGGCAAGAACGCCAUCGCCUAUGAUCCAGAGGGUGGAGAUAUUCACUCAAAGUCCUGCAGGGAGUCAGCCGUCAAGAUGGCGAGGAUUCUACAGAUAUUUAGGAAGAAUUACACAAUCCGAAAUAUACCUGUCUCAGCAGUCCACCCAGCCUUCACUGCAUCAAUCAUCCAUCUUCUUCACAUUAAAUCAACAGGAAACCACGGCAGAAGCGAGGCCAUGAGGUGUCUCUAUAUAUGUGUCAAAUCCCUCUAUGAGAUGAAUGUGAACUGGAACUGGGCCAACCGGUCUAUUCGAGCAAUCUUGUCGCUAGCACGAGAAUGGGAGAUUGACAUUUGGGCACAUGGUCUCGCACAAGAGAUCAAUGAAGAGAGUCGACGACAAUUUGAACGGUAUGAAAUGGAUGAUCUGGUGGUUUUCCAUGAGGGCACAGAGAGUAGCUUUGAGCAUGUUUAUUCGUUGGACGAUAUCUUUGAGUCUUGGACUCUCGCGACUAUAAGUAAAGAGCAAAUCGCCCUCAGAUUCGUCAUCUCAUCAUCCUUCUCAGUCCAACACAAGCAUCAGCAAAAUAACAACCAACACAAAUCCACAACCCCAACCCAACAACAAUCUAUCAAGAUGUCCAAGUCUCUCAAGGUCGCCGCCAUCCAAGCCGAGCCCGUCUGGAACGAUCUCCAGGGCGGUGUCAACAAGUCCAUCGGCCUCAUCCAAGAGGCAGCAAAGGAAGGUGCCAAUGUCAUUGGCUUCCCUGAAGUCUUCAUUCCUGGAUAUCCAUGGAGCAUCUGGGCCAACUCGCCUACCGAGAACGCACCAUGGAUCAAUGAGUACUUCAAGAACUCUAUGGAGAGAGAGUCACCUGAGAUGGACCAGAUCCGAGCUGCUGUCCGAGAGGCAGGCGUCUUUGUAGUCCUUGGAUAUAGUGAGAGAUACAGGGGAACUCUUUACAUCGCACAGUCUUUCAUUGACGAGACCGGCACUAUUGUGCUUCACCGUCGCAAGAUCAAGCCUACACAUGUUGAGCGUGCUAUCUACGGUGACGGACAGGGCGAGUCUCUGACUAACGUCGCUGACACCAAGUUCGGAAGGGUUGCUGGUCUUAACUGCUGGGAGCACACCCAAACACUUCUCCGCUACUACGAAUACUCUCAGGACGUUGAUAUCCACGUCUCCAGCUGGCCGUCCAUCUUCCCCCAGAACGUCCCCGAGUGGCCAUACCACAUCACCCCCGAAUGCUGCAAGGCCUUCUCUCACGUCGUCUCCAUGGAAGGAGCCUGCUUCGUUCUCCUGGCAAGUCAGAUCAUGACUGAGGAGAACCAUAAGAAGGCCAACGUUGAUGGCUAUGACUAUACCAAGAAGUCUGGCGGUGGCUUCAGUAUGAUCUUCUCGCCUUUCGGAGAGGAGCUUGUCAAGCCUCUCGCCCCUAACGAGGAGGGUAUUCUCUACGCUGAUAUCAACCUUGAGGAGAAGUACAAGGCGAAGCAGAACUUGGACAUUGUCGGCCAUUACUCUCGACCCGACCAGCUGAGCCUUCGCGUCAACAAGCAUGCUGCUAAGCCUGUCUUCUUCGCCAACGACCUGUGA